AUGGAAGAUGACACAGCCAAAGACCCCGACAUCAAACCCCUAGUCUCGGAAACGGACCUGUCAAACGCCCUUCGCCACCUGGAAAUCCUCCUAUCCUCCCAGCCCUCUCCUGCACUGCCGCAAAGACUCGUAUCCCCAAUACUGCUCCCCCUCUGGGCACUAACUAAUUUUGCAAAAUCCACUGGAAGAAGCACGUGGUACGAGCGUACCAUCUUACUGCUGAGAACCUACAUAAAGACAUCCCCCGAUGAGUCUGCCCUUCAGAAGAUUCAAGGGCGGAUACUAUAUUCUGGCGGGGAAGCAUGGGAAUUUGGACCCGGGAGUGAAGGUGGAAUCGAGAUUCGGUUUCGAGUUGGGGGAGCUGCAGGGUUCGAUCUUAGUAAGGCCGAUGCUAGGGUUCAGGAAUUCUUGGGGCUGCUGGAGGACGAUGGUGUUAGCGGUGGUGUCUUUAACGACUUCUUCCUGAGGAUCUUAAGGGUUUGGCUUGGUCGACGGAACAGCGAGGUUGAGGAUCCCGUAGAGAUGUUUACUACGCUCAAGAUCUUGCAGGAGGUGCUGGGCAGGUAUGAGGAAAUGCUUGCUAAGAAUCCCACGCAGAUAUUGCAAAUUGUCAAGGGGGUAUUGGAUGAGCAUAUGGAGUAUCUUGAGGGCUUAAAUACUUCAGCUGAAGCCGUCAUCACACCAAGUUUGGACGGCCUGGGGAAGAUUAUCUCCAACUCGCCUCCACCAUACCUAAAAGCGGAUGGUGGGGGAGAAGAGCUAGGCGAAGAGAAUGAACGCACCCAAACCUUAACAAUGGCCCUCUCUCUCCUAAGUGUGAUAAUCUCCAACCCAACCACUAAACUAACACACUUGGACGAGCGUUUAAUCCAAAUCCUCCAGCCAGCACUCGCUCACAUCACCGCUUCAAAGUUCACAAACCCGGACAUCAAAACACUAAUGCUGAACAUAACGUCCUUGCUGACUCUCCACUCCCCCUCCACCAACUCCCCCUCCUCCCCAACCACCCUCCUCACCCGCCAAAAAGAAACCUACUUACUCGCCCUCUCUUACCUCCGCGACCCACUAAUCCCCGUACGCGCCCACGGCCUACACCUCCUCCGAGAGCUAAUCCUAUCCUCAUCCCCAGUAAUAAACAUCCAAACUACCCUCUCACAACUAAUCAGCCAACUAAAAGACGACGACAGCUUCGUAUACCUAAACACAAUAAAGUGCCUAUCAGCCCUGACAGACAGGCAUUCCGGAAGCGUGACAAGAAUGCUAGUAGAAGCAUACCUGGACAACGAAGAAGAAGGACAAGGGAAAUUAAGCCUGGACCAACGCCUCCGACUAGGAGAAGCCCUCCUAGCAACAGUACAGCGCCUGGGCGGGGCACUAGUCGGCGAGACGGCAAGGCUACUCAGCGAAGCAAUGAUAAGCACCGCCUCCAGCCGUCGCCGUCGCCACCACAAACACACACCUCCACACGAUCCGCCCAAAGACGAAGAAGGAGAGAAUCCAGUAGCAGCAGCAGAGGACGAACGAAUACGCACAAGCGCACUAUCAAUCCUCGGCGCAGCCAUAGAAACAAACCCGACCGGUCUCGGUUCGGGCAUCAUCUCGAACGCUCUGGACGUGUGCGUUUCCAUACUCACGCUGGAGACCGCGGCGGAGGGCGCCACCCUUCGGCGCGCGGCUGUGGUUUGUAUUUCUGGGGUUUUGAAAGCUCUUGUCGGUGGUGGCGGCGGCGGCGGCAGCGUGGAGGAGGCUGGGGUGGGGUGGAGAGAGGGGGUCUGGGAGGUUGUCAGGGAGCGGGUUUCGGUGAUUCGGAGGGUCGUGGGCUAUUUGGGGGUCACGGAUGGGGACGGGUUGGUGAGGGAGCAGGCGAGGGUUGUCAUGGAGAACUUGGAGGCCGUUGUUUGGGUUUGGGUUGGGAGGGGGGGGACGAGCGUGGCUGUCGGUGGUGGUAUGUUGGGGAAUUUGGAGGGCGUGGUCGGUGUCUGAAUUUUUACACCCCUGGGCCAAAUGUAAAAAAAAAAAAAAAAAAAUUGAUCACAUCU
Molecule: messenger RNA, 2039 nt
Organism: Tuber melanosporum (Perigord truffle)
Lineage: Eukaryota; Fungi; Ascomycota; Pezizomycetes; Pezizales; Tuberaceae
Exons: 1
Coding region: 1-1983 (660 amino acids)
Biological process (GO): protein secretion
Source: RefSeq, a predicted model, not a curated record